GCAGCCAGGACUCGUUGAUGGCUUUGCAGAGACAGUGAGGCUUGGCGAAGAGCCACCGCGAGAUCCUUUCAGCUCGAGCAGGGAGCUGCUUGCCUCCCGCGUCGCGGAACAGCCUGCCAGUGAGGCGAGCUUUGCAGCUCCGCCAGCGAGGUGCCGUGCAAGUCUGGGAUCUGCCCAGAAGUACGUGGCUUCGCAUUCGCCCCCGUCUGCGAUCAGCAGGUCCUCCGUGCCCUACGCAUACAAAGUGUCUGGAAAGCCAGGCCCAGUGGAAGUGACAGCAAGGAUUCAACCUGCAAAAUACUGGGUGCAUGCCGCUCCAGUGCAGCUUGUCUCUGAGCAAAGUCUCAGAUCUGCGCGGAGUCCGAAGGCCGCCGGCUACUCGCGCCUGGAUGGUUCUACCGUACACCCUCGAGUCCGGAUGUGUGCAUCUGCAGUCCGUGUGAGGGUGGGCCCGGUGAACGCCGGAUUGUAG
Molecule: messenger RNA, 472 nt
Organism: Symbiodinium pilosum
Lineage: Eukaryota; Dinophyceae; Suessiales; Symbiodiniaceae
Source: the annotation of a GenBank genome assembly